Messenger RNA from Seriola dumerili (greater amberjack), 1851 nucleotides. Its product is annotated as beta-2-microglobulin-like. The record is from RefSeq and is a predicted model, not a curated record. Gene Ontology annotation, biological process: peptide antigen assembly with MHC class II protein complex; antigen processing and presentation of exogenous peptide antigen via MHC class II; positive regulation of T cell activation. Gene Ontology annotation, cellular component: MHC class II protein complex. The coding region runs from base 150 to 506 and encodes 118 amino acids. Lineage: Eukaryota; Metazoa; Chordata; Actinopteri; Carangiformes; Carangidae. The transcript is spliced from 4 exons. Gene Ontology annotation, molecular function: MHC class II protein complex binding.
GCCCAGCGUCUCGUCGCGUACCAGGAAAUAAUCCCGACAACAACGCAAUACAACUUUACUUUCGUUUUGGACCGCGGGGACAUUUUAACGUCUUAUUCGAACAAAGAUAUAAUAACUGUUCUACUACGUUACCGUCUGAAGGAGAAAUCAUGAAAACAACUGUUAACGCAGUCUGUGUUGGUCUACUGUGCCUCCUCGCCACUUCAAUGGCCAAACAUUCCCCACCUGAGGUCCAGGUGUACAGCCGUUCACCAGGGAUAUACGGCAGUCCCAACACCCUGAUCUGUCAUGUGACUGGGUUCCACCCACCAGAAAUCAUCAUUGAGCUGCUCAAGAAUGACAAAGUGAUUCCUGGAGCCGGGCAGACUGACCUGGCCUUCGAGGAGAGCUGGAGCUACCAUCUGACCAAACAUGUGCCCUUCACCCCAAACAAAGAUGACCACUAUGCCUGCAGAGUGACUCACUUGGGGAAAGUGAAACAAUACAUUUGGGAACCAGAUAUGUAGGUUCUUUGCUCCACCCUGCUUCAGGUCUGCUCAGGCUCAACAUGACGAUGAAGAAGAUUGGAAAGUUUCGUCCGGUUUUGAGUUUAAGCUUCAGCAAAUGAGAGAAAAACAGCACUUAAUGUGUUUCUGUAUCAGAAAUUCCAAAUGACAGUAAAUCUCCAUGAAAUAGUUUGCUGUGAAAAGGGCCGAAUCACUCCAAAACUCACAGCAGCAAGCCUUACAAUGACCAGGAAAAAAGAAAAGAAGGCACAAUAAAUGCGAAUGCUUCUUCUCGCUGUUUUCCUCUCUCUCUUGCUUUAUCUGUACCUGCCGGCUCGCACCGUACACAAACAAAGAGAUUUACAAAUAUGAGCUUAUUCACUUUAACAAUCAUAAAUUGACCUCUUCUGGCAAAAAGAUGUUUAAAAUAUCAAAAUCAAUUUAAUACAUUCAUGCUUUAUUAUUAGAAUAUUAAGUCCUAAUGACUAACAUGUCAGCAAACACAUCCAGUAGAAACAUAACAAUGUGUAUAUGACAUUUACCGUAGUAAAGUAGUAAUGUCAACAACGCGAUAGUAUCCCUAAAAACAAGCGUGAUUUUAACAUUGGAUGAAGCGUUAUGUAACUGAGCUACAUGUGUAUGUCGAGCAGAACCGCUGAUGUGGAUGUAAAAAUUGUGUAAAUACGUUCUUCUCUAUGUGUUAGUCUGUUAUUGUGCAAUGAGCCAGAAACAGCUUUGUAAUUCUCAAAAAUAAUGUGCAAGAACAAAAUGUUAAGUUAGGUUUUAGUCGCCUUGAUGCAGUGGAUUUCAGCAUGUGCUGUUAGACACAAUGGUUAAUGGCUGAAUGGCUAGUGACCUGUCAGCUGUGAACUUGUGGCUGCCCACAAAAAAAAACAAAGUAGCACAAACCUUGUCAUUUUGGAGAAUCAUUUGAUUUAAUAUUCAUGUGAAAAAUUUUGCUUCAUGGAGCUUUCUGAUAACUUUAUUAAUGAUUAGCAUCUCUGUGUGUGUAAUCCAGUGGUUCUCAAAGUGAGAUCUGGGGAAUCAUUUAUUUCCACUAUAUUAUAAGGGUCCUUGAUGUGAUAAAACGUUGAGAACCACUGUCAUCUAAUCUAAUCUAUGCCAAGUGCUAAAUGCUAAGAUACAUAAAUAGUUUUUUAAGCACUGUUUUAUCUUACUGAAUAUCAAGAGUGGAUUAGGCUUUUUAUUUUCCCCUUAAGAUUUAUUUUACAGAAUGACUUGAGCACUUUCUUGUUCUGUUUGUGAAGGAGAUAAGUUCAGCAUAAAAACUAUGAGGCUCAUAUUGAUUUUUAAUGUAUUUUACAAUAUUGUUGGGUAAUUAAAGAGUUAGUGACUCUGAAAGUGA